Sinocyclocheilus anshuiensis is the source of this 622-nucleotide messenger RNA. Its product is annotated as SAP domain-containing ribonucleoprotein-like. The transcript is spliced from 9 exons. Gene Ontology annotation, cellular component: nucleus. Lineage: Eukaryota; Metazoa; Chordata; Actinopteri; Cypriniformes; Cyprinidae. The annotation marks the transcript as partial. The record is from RefSeq and is a predicted model, not a curated record. Gene Ontology annotation, biological process: poly(A)+ mRNA export from nucleus.
UUAGAAGAAGUGAAUGAAGAGGAAGUUCUGGGAGAAUUUGGUGAGGAGGCCUUUGCCAAAGAAGAGACAGAUGUCCAGAAGCAAGAGUUUACUCCUCCUGAAGAGGUGACUGAGAAAAAACUGGUCAAGAUAAACCCCCCUGCUGCAGUUGGUGAGAGGCUUCAGAAAAGAGCAGAACGCUUCGAUCUUCCACCGAAUGCAGACAGCAAAAAGGCGGCACGGGCAGCAAGGUUUGGUUUGGAAGUACCUGAAUCUGUGUCGUCCAAAGGAACUUCAGCCAAGCCAAAUGUUGACGCUGAGGUAUUAAAGAAGAGAGCAGAACGUUUUGGCAUGAGUGUCUCUUCAGUUUCUAAAAAGAUUGAGGAUGAUGAAAAGCUUAAGAAGAGGAAGGAGAGAUUUGGCAUUGUCACAAGUGCAGCGUCUGCUGGAACCAAUGAUACAGAGGCAAAGAAGCGAAAACGUGCUGAGCGGUUUGGAAAUGUAUAAAAAAUGGAUCUUACCCUUUUUGGACUUUUUUUAUUACUUUUUUUAAGUGUUCUUUGCAGUUCAUUUUGUGUUAAGCUUGUAAUCCCUGUAGUGCCAUGGUUGUUUAUCUGCUAUUUACAUUAAAAGUACCCCAGUU